This is a messenger RNA of Labrus bergylta (ballan wrasse), 1704 nucleotides long. RefSeq names its product G protein-coupled receptor 12 (gene gpr12). Gene Ontology annotation, molecular function: G protein-coupled receptor activity. Gene Ontology annotation, cellular component: plasma membrane; cytoplasm. The record is from RefSeq and is a predicted model, not a curated record. Gene Ontology annotation, biological process: adenylate cyclase-activating G protein-coupled receptor signaling pathway; regulation of metabolic process. Lineage: Eukaryota; Metazoa; Chordata; Actinopteri; Labriformes; Labridae.
CUCUUCCGCCGCUGCUCCCCGCACAGCCGCAGUCUACGGCGCGCCGCCUCGCGCUCUUUUCUCCUUCUCCUCCUUCGUCCGCUUUCAGGCAGAAGAGAGGACCAGCAUCUCCCCAUCCUCCCUUUACCAGGUUGCCCGUCUGUUCUACCCGGCGCUGCUGCUGCUGCUGCUGCUGCUGCUGCACCAUCCUUAUCAAUAGCAUGGAAAUACAAAGCUGCCGUUCCUUCAUCUAGACGCCAAGUGUCACCUCAUUGAGUCAAGACGGGGGACACAAUGAGUGAGGAACCACCGGUCACCCCCAGCUGGCUGAACCCUGACCCCACAGCCUGGGCCAGCGGAGGUGGGGGACCAACGGACAACAGCACCAGCCUGGGGACAUUCCCACCUGACCCUCUGAUGCCCAGCCAGCUGCCCCUGCUUGUUAACCCCUGGGACAUUGUACUGUGCACGUCGGGGACUCUGAUUGCCUGCGAGAACGCCUUGGUGGUGCUGGUGAUCUGGCAGAACCCGGCGCUCAGAGCCCCCAUGUUCCUGCUGAUUGGCAGCCUGGCUCUGGCUGACCUGCUGGCUGGCCUGGGUCUGGUGCUGCACUUCACCUGUGCCUACCUGGUCCGCUCAGAUUCUGCCCAGCUGCUGACCGUGGGCCUGGUGGUGGCUUCCUUCUCGGCCUCAGUCUUCAGCCUGCUGGCCAUCACAAUCGACCGCUACCUGUCUCUGUACUACGCCCUCACCUACAACUCGGAGCGGACGGCGGCCUUCACCUAUACCAUGCUGGUGCUGUUGUGGGGCCUGUCGCUGUGUCUGGGCCUGCUGCCGGUAACGGGUGUCAACUGCCUGGCGGAGGAGGUGACGUGCAGCGUGGUGCGGCCGCUCACAAAGAACAACAUCGCCGUGCUGUCUGUCUCCUUCCUACUGCUCUUUGGCCUCAUGCUGCAACUCUACGUCCAGAUCUGCAAAAUCGUGAUGCGCCACGCUCACCAGAUCGCCCUUCAGCAUCACUUCCUGGCUGCCACGCCCCACUACGUCACAACGAGGAAGGGCGUGUCCACUUUAGCAAUCAUCCUGGGUACCUUCGCUGCCUGCUGGAUGCCGUUCACUGUCUACUCCCUCAUUGCUGACUACACCUACCCGCCGCUUUACACCUAUGCCACCCUGGUGCCUGCCACAUAUAACUCUGUCAUCAACCCCGUCAUCUACGCCUUCAGGAACCAGGAGAUCCAGAAGGCGCUGUGGCUGGUUUGCUGUGGCUGUGUGCCGGCCAGUGUGGCCCACCGCGCAAGGACCCCUAGUGACGUGUGAGCGAGUAGACACAGGUGGGAAGCGAAAGGCACCCUGGGUCAGCUCUGCUCCACACUGGAUGUGUCCGGUGUCAAAGCGAGCAGCCGCCAGGAAGGUCAGGGGCAUUCAGUUCUGACUGGAGAUGUUUCUGGAAGAGGCAGCUUGGUCAGACAUCCACAGCCCACCUUUGAUGGAUGGCAUUAUUUUCCUUUGUUCAGUCACCAUAGGGCGAAAGCAUCUCACUGUCUUCCCCAGCAAAAAGGCGGCCUGAGCGCGAGCAGCAUCCCGCCCUCCUGUUCAACUCGCGCCACGCCCUUCCUCUGUUCUGCAGAGAGCGCUGAGUGCGUCACGUGUUACAGGCAGCAGCUGAAUAUAGAAUGUGCAUUUGGUUAACAGCACGGGAGCUUUGGUUGACACGUGCCAGUC